Molecule: messenger RNA, 696 nt
Organism: Papaver somniferum (opium poppy)
Lineage: Eukaryota; Viridiplantae; Streptophyta; Magnoliopsida; Ranunculales; Papaveraceae
Product: nitronate monooxygenase-like
Exons: 5
Coding region: 1-696 (231 amino acids)
Molecular function (GO): nitronate monooxygenase activity
Source: RefSeq, a predicted model, not a curated record
AUGAAAUUUGGAGGAAUUCUUGGGUUUGACAAUGGAGUCAUGCUAGCACCUAUGGGUGUCGAUAUCGCUGGACCUGAACUGGUUGCUGCUGUUGCAAAUGCUGGGGGAAUAGGACUCAUCGCAAGUCCUAAUGAUUAUGCAAUGACUGUGAAAGUGAUAAAUGAUACAAGGAAACUAACUACUAAACCAUUUGGAGCUGGGAUAUUGUUAGAGUUUGAACAAGAGAACACAAUCAAAGGAAUAUUUGAUGAGAAGUUGGCUUGUUUGCAAGUGUAUUGGGGUGAUUUUCCCAAAGAAAUGGUUGAUGAAGCUCAUAAGCGUGGCAUUAAAGUUAUCCAUCAGGUUGGGUCAGUGAAGGCAGCUGAAAGGGCAAUAGCUGCAGGAGUGGAUUGUAUCGUAGCUCAAGGUUCCGAGGCUGGUGGUCAUGCUGCUGGUACAGUUUCAUUGACAGCAUUAGUGCCAAGAAUAGUUGAUGCGGUUGGAAAUAGAGGAAUUCCUGUUGUAGCAGCUGGAUCAAUCGCUGAUGCUCGGGGAUACGUUGCUGCCCUUGCACUAGGUGCUCAGGGUAUCAAUGUAGGUACAAGGUUAAUCGCUACAAAUGAAGCGUACACAAAUGACUAUUACAAACAACAACUUUUUCAUUACAUUUUUAGCUAUUUUUACAUUUUUAUCCAUUUAAACAGUAUCAAAAUCUAA